Salmo salar (Atlantic salmon) is the source of this 612-nucleotide messenger RNA. The record is from RefSeq and is a predicted model, not a curated record. Lineage: Eukaryota; Metazoa; Chordata; Actinopteri; Salmoniformes; Salmonidae.
AAAAUACACCAGCGAACACACACAGGAGAGAAAUCUCACCACUGUUUUGAUUGUGGGAAGAGUUACUUAAGAUUAAAAGCACUAAAAGUACACCUGAGAAUUCACACUGGAGAGAAACCUUACAGCUGUGAUCAAUGUGGGAGGAGUUUUACUACAUCUUUCUCUCUGACUCUACACCAGAGAAUACACACAGGAGAGAAACCGUACAGCUGUACUCAAUGUGGGAAGAGUUUUACUCAGUCAAGCAACCUGUUAUCACACCAGAGGAUACACACAGGAGAGAAAUAUUUUAGUUGUAAUCAAUGUGUGAAAAGUUUUAUUUCAUCUAGUGACCUGACUGUACACCAGAGAACACACACAGGAGAGAAACCUUAUAGCUGUGAUCAAUGUGGGAAGACUUAUAUUUCAUCUUGCCAUCUGAGUAGACACCAGCGAGUACACACAGGAGAGAAACCUUAUAGCUGUAAUCAAUGUGGGAAGAGUUUUACUCGGCCAGACAGCCUGAUAUUACACCAGAGAACACACACAGGAGAGAAACCUUAUAGCUGUAGUCAAUGUGGGAAGAGUUUUGCUGCAUCUGGCUCUCUGACUCUACACCAGAGAACACACACA